Cannabis sativa is the source of this 1877-nucleotide messenger RNA. RefSeq lists its product as uncharacterized. The transcript is spliced from 2 exons. Lineage: Eukaryota; Viridiplantae; Streptophyta; Magnoliopsida; Rosales; Cannabaceae. Bases 373 to 930 code for a protein of 185 amino acids. The record is from RefSeq and is a predicted model, not a curated record.
ACACAGAAUCUUGAAGUGGUCAAGGGGUUACUUCCACGGACAGAGGAUGAGGCAUUUGUGAGGACCAUAUCUUACGAUGGUGUGGAGAACCUGGUUGAUGAUGUUGUGGAUGACACAGAGGCUGAGGCAGGUAGUCAGGUACCAGAGACUCAGGUCCCAGACACUCAGGAAACAGACACUCAGGCCACUGGUUCAGAACCUCAGCCCAGUGCACCAUCUUCAUCAGGCGUUCGGGGUGCCGAGUACACUGAUUUAGUGGCUCGGUUGGAUAGGAUCGAGGCUGACACUCAGGGUCUGUAUGCUGCUCAUGUCGAGCUGAAGAAGGCAUACGAGACCAGCCAUGUAGAGCUGAAGGGUGGUCAGAACGUAAUUAUGGAGCAGCUCAGACACAUAUUGGCCAUGUUGAAUCGUCCGCCAACGACGGCUUCAGCACCGGAGGCCCCAGCAGAUCCAUCUACCCCACCACCAGCUGCUUCACCCCCAGUAGAAGAGGAUGAGGUCUUCCCCGACGAUUACGACCCUUAUGAGGGAGCUCCAGCGACUCCGAUCGAGGCACAACCUCUUAUCCAUGUACAUGACACCGAGUCGCAGGGUGAGAUUCUAUCCAUAGAGGCACAACCUGCAGUGGUUAAGAGUCGGAAGAGGAAGAGAAAGCCUCCUGUAUGGUUCGGUGACUAUACGGAGAUGAAGAGGAGACAUAGGCCAUCUUCGACUUUUGAUCCCCUGGAGCCACCGGAUGAGAAAUUGUUAACCACUUUCCGAAAGUGGUGUGUUGGACUCAUUCCGAACCACCGACUUCGGGAUUUGAGAAGUGGUGAUUACGGUCCAGGAUUCUUUUGGAUAAUGCUCACACCAAAGGAAUGGCUUACAGAUGACGUAAGUAAAGUAUUUUAUAAUAUUACUUCACUUUACAACUUUAUGUGCAAUUAAUAUAUUUUUUUGUCUAACUGACAUUUCCCUUUAUAUGCAACAUAUAGAUGCAGCAAUGCAUAUGCUGAGGAGGCGACACACCGACUAUCCACUGACAUUUCCUCAGAAGGGUAUCAUUCUCUCCACAUUCGUGACCGCCAUGAUGAGCAGUGCAUGGACGAGCCACAAGGGUCCGAGGAAAAACUUUAAAUGGGAGGAUUAUAUCCUGGACUACUGCAGAGGGGCUCAUAAGGUAUUGUUUUAGUAAGAUUUUAAAUGUUAAUUGUUUGGGAAGAUUAUUAUGGUUUGUUAAUUGUUUCGUUGUUCUCUGUAAUUACAGUCCCAAGUCUUUGAGAGAUGGAGGGGUAACGAGUUUAUUUACUUCGUUCUGAACCUUCCCGAGGCAAGGCACUGGGUCACAGUUGAAGUCGACAUAGAGCUGUGGAAAAUUAAUGUCUACGACUGUGAUUCCAGCGUCUGUCAUUGGACCGCCUUGGAACCCAUCCUGAAGGUUUGGGCAGAACUGCUGCCCUCGCUAAUCCUUGCAACCGGGGAAUUUCCACAUAACAACCAGAUCAUGGCGUUAGCUAACUGUGACAUCACGGUGCUUCCAAAAAUGCACGGGACUCGAGCCACUCACGACUUAGUUUCGAAGUCAGCAACCAGGUACAUAGCGAUAAAAAAGUACUAUAGUAUUAAAAUAUGUUUUACGUUAGACUGACUUUACAUUUUAUUUUGCAUUUAGUGGUGAUUGUGGCGUCUAUUGCAUUGAGUAUGUGGAGCAUCUCAUGAUGCAGCGUGGAUUGACCGAUGUGACGCCAGACCGGAUAGCUAUGUUUCGUCAACGGUGGUGUGUCGAUUUAUUUUACCAAAAUGUCGGCUGAUUAUAUGUGUAAUUAUUGGGACAUUGUAUAUUUUGUGUAAUUAACAUUACAGUUAUGUAUAUAUAGAUUUUCUUUUCGUUCAAA